AUGGAGCAAGAGCAGCGCCUCUUGAAGAAGAAAGACAAUCCAGCUGCCGCCACGGUUGCGACCAAAAGCGCUGAAACCGCCGAAACCUCGAUCGCCAUGCCCGAGUUCUCGACGACUGAAGCACUUACGACUAGGAACACGGACGAAGGGUGUUUAGGCUCAACCGACAGCGACAGCGACAGCAACAGCGACGGCGACGAUGACGACGAUUUCGCCGACGACCCGGAAGCCGUCGUCUACGAGCACCACUCUGCCACGGGCGCCGAGCUGCUCGCCCGCAUCCGCACCGCCCUUGCCAUGCACCCCACGACGCCCUUUGCCGAGGUACGUCGCUUCCUCGAGCACAACGGCAGCGUGAUCCGGCAUCUAGUCACCAUGACAGUGCCGCACCCAGACCAGUACGUGAUGGAGCCCACGACUGGCGCGCUGCACGAGCCCGCGGUCCGUGGCGCCAAGAAGGCCACGGCCAGCGGCGGCGGCUGCGAGACCCCCGUCGCCGUCGCCAUGCUCGACUGGCACUCGCCGCUCAUUGACAGGCAUCUUGCCAACAUGGUCUUUUACGAGCGUGAGCGCAAGACACUUCGCUUCCGGGAAGUGAUGCGCAAGUACCGCCGCGGCACGCACUCGCGCGGGGCGUACCGCUGGCUGCGCGCCCACAGCGCCACGUCUUGCAUCUGGGACGACGAGCAGAGGCGGGCGCGCGAGAGGCGGCGGCGGCGGCGGCGGUUGAGGGUGCAGCACCGCGGGAGUUGGUUGGUAAAUGAGGUGCGUGCGGACGGAGACGAGGUGAUGGAGGAGUGA
Beauveria bassiana ARSEF 2860 is the source of this 801-nucleotide messenger RNA. RefSeq lists its product as uncharacterized. The record is from RefSeq and is a predicted model, not a curated record. The transcript has a single exon. The coding region runs from base 1 to 801 and encodes 266 amino acids. Lineage: Eukaryota; Fungi; Ascomycota; Sordariomycetes; Hypocreales; Cordycipitaceae.